UUGUUUCUUGGACGAAAAUCUGCUCCGCCGAAAUUAAUGCGCGUAUCUUGCACGGACACAUCUCUCGUGGGGUCUGACCCUCAUCCCGCGUGGGCUGGCGGGCUCUCGGCGCCAGCUCCUGCGGAAACCAGCCUGCUGGGAAACUAAAAAUCGUGCGCGUCUUUCGCUUAAGUUAUUUCAUCUGCUGUGGCGAGGAUGGAAUGGUUUAGGCUUUGUGCCUGGCUGUGUCGAUUUCGUUCAGAACUUAGUAAAUUUUCGACUUCGGCUGUGAUCAACAAGGGAAGAAGCCCCAUUAGCAGAAAGGGCGUGAACGUGUUCGUCGGGGAGGUGGCAGGAUCCGCGAUGUGCUGAGCAGGAAUUGGAAAAAUAUCGGAGCUCCCUAGUGCAGCUGGACACGGUGUCUGUGAUUGUGCUGCUCUUUGGAGUGGCAAGAGCUCAGCAAGACAUUUCCUGGCAUUUCAAUACCCCUUAUGUUUGGGAGGGGGUGCCUCUUGCUGAAUACCAGAGGUCAAUUCUAUUGGUGGAUAAAGAAGGAUGAUGGCAGGGAAUAACCAGCUUUGCAUUCGACGUUGGACUACCAAGAAUGUGGCCAAGUGGCUGAAGGAAGAAGGCUUCUGUGAAUAUGUGGAUGUUCUGUGCAAUAGACACAGACUAGAUGGAAUUACACUACUGACACUUACUGAGUAUGAUUUACGAUCCCCUCCUUUGGAAAUCAAAGUUCUGGGGGAUAUCAAAAGGCUGAUGUUGUCCAUACGCAAACUGCAGAAGCAACAUAUUGAUGUCCUAGAAGAGCUGGGUUACAACAGUGAUAGUCAUGUUGGCACAGCGUGCCCAAGUGUUGGUUCACUGCAGGGUACUGACUGGUUUUGUAAUGGUGACGUACCUCGGGACUAUGACGGACCAAUUACUGACUUGAAUGGUGAUCAGUAUCAGUAUGCAAAUGGAAAAAACAAACACUCUGCACGAAGACUGGACCCUGAGUAUUGGAAAACGGUUUUAAGUUGUGUGUAUGUCUUCAUAGUGUUUGGCUUUACAUCAUUUGUUAUGGUUAUAGUACAUGAGCGAGUACCUGACAUGCAAACAUAUCCACCUCUGCCAGACAUCUUUCUAGACAGCGUCCCUAGGAUACCAUGGGCUUUUGCUAUGACUGAAGUAUGUGGCGUAAUUCUUUGCUACAUUUGGCUGUUGGUUCUUCUGCUUCACAAACACAGAUCUAUACUCCUGCGAAGGCUGUGCAGCCUCAUGGGGACAGUAUUCUUACUACGUUGCAUUACAAUGUUUGUUACCUCACUCUCUGUGCCAGGCCAGCACUUGCAGUGUACUGGAAAGUUGUAUGGCAAUGUUUGGGCAAAACUCCAGCGGGCAUUUGCAAUAUGGAGUGGCUUUGGAAUGACUCUGACUGGAGUACAUACAUGUGGAGAUUAUAUGUUUAGUGGCCACACUGUUGUCCUGACCAUGCUCAACUUCUUUGUCACAGAAUAUACACCAAGGAGCUGGAACUUCUUGCACACCUUGUCCUGGGUCCUGAAUCUCUUUGGAAUCUUCUUCAUUUUGGCUGCACAUGAACAUUAUUCUAUAGACGUAUUCAUUGCCUUUUACAUCACUACAAGACUCUUUUUGUAUUACCAUACAUUGGCUAAUACUAGAGCAUAUCAACAGAGUAGGAGAGCAAGGAUCUGGUUUCCCAUGUUUUCUUUUUUUGAAUGCAAUGUUAAUGGUACUGUUCCCAAUGAAUAUUGCUGGCCCUUUUCAAAACCUACUAUACUGAAAAGAUUGAUUGGCUGAAGAGCAUGUGGGUCAGUUCAGAUUUUCAUGAAGCAUUAUGACUAAGAUCCUACAAGGCUAGCUGCAGGGGGAUGUAAAAUAACAUUUUUCACUCCGUGACUACCACCUCAUUGUCUUGGUUAUUGGAUUCUUAGCCAUAAAUUGGGGUUUCCCAUACUUCACAGGGAUGUGUUUUGUUUUCUUGUUGCUAAAAUAGAAAACAAUGCAGGGACUGGUAAAGGCCAUCAGUGAACCAUGAAUAUGAACCAGAAUACUGAUACCCUUAGUAAGGUUCUGUGUCAAUGUUUAUGUAGCUUAAACAUCAAAUACAUGCUUGUACUGAAUAUAAUAUACCCCUUACAGGUCCAAACACUCUCCAUUACCUGACAUGCCAGCCUUUAUGUAUACUGACUAAAAAAAUCAGAACUUUAUGAAGACUUUCUUUAAAACAGUCAUAAAUUCAAACCAAACCCUGUGUAUAUUUAAGGAUUGGGGAGUACGGUGUCAUAUGAAGAAGGCAGUAUAGUUCUUUGCUAAAAGGGUCUCUUAACUGUGAAAUAACAAGUCUUAAAGUAUAAUUGACAGUGUAAGUGGUCUGCAUACUGCCAAAACUGAAGGUCUGCCUUGUGGCUAUGCAGUGAUGAUCUGUUUUCUUUAAUGGGAACUUAUUUAGUCUAGUGUAUCAGUUGUCUAUAUGGUUGUUCUAGCACUUUGAAGUUUUCCCUUUUGUAUUUAAAUAAAUGAGUUAAAGUAAAUGCUACAUCCACUGAAAGUAAAGUUAAUUUAGCUUUAGUGAGUUUAAAGCCACAAAAUAACUUUUGUAUGGUUUUAAUUGCUUUGUAUCCAAACCUGUGCAUGCUUUUUAGGAGCAGCUCUUUAACACUGGAAAAACAGAACAGUUAUCUUCAUAUAUCUUACUGUCCCAUAAAUGGAUGGGGAAAUGCAUGUAGUAACUCUUUCAAGAAAAGUAAUAAUAGUGCGUAUUGGAAAUAGUGCUCAUAUUGAUGUAUGUUUUAGCACUCUGGUGUCAUCAGUGUUGAAUAUCUGUGGAUAUAUAUAUACAUGCAGUAUAUUUGUUUAUAUAUAUAUAAACACACACAGUGUAUGUUCUUCUAGCAAAUAUGAAAAGAGACUAGUUCUUAAGUUGCUCAUUUACUACACCGAAGAUAAAAGUACCAUAAGCAAUUAAGUUUUGGUUGUUUAAAAGAAAAAAACAAAACAAAACCCAGAAUGCCCC
Molecule: messenger RNA, 3001 nt
Organism: Athene cunicularia (burrowing owl)
Lineage: Eukaryota; Metazoa; Chordata; Aves; Strigiformes; Strigidae
Gene: SAMD8
Product: sterile alpha motif domain containing 8
Exons: 7
Coding region: 535-1785 (416 amino acids)
Biological process (GO): ceramide biosynthetic process
Cellular component (GO): endoplasmic reticulum membrane; Golgi membrane
Molecular function (GO): sphingomyelin synthase activity; ceramide cholinephosphotransferase activity; protein binding
Source: RefSeq, a predicted model, not a curated record